Messenger RNA from Diachasma alloeum, 3694 nucleotides. Its product is annotated as serine/arginine repetitive matrix protein 1. The transcript has 3 exons. The record is from RefSeq and is a predicted model, not a curated record. NCBI's taxonomy places the organism in Eukaryota, Metazoa, Arthropoda, Insecta, Hymenoptera, Braconidae. The coding region runs from base 188 to 3313 and encodes 1041 amino acids.
UGUGUCGUUUGACGCUGUUUUGCGCGGGACUAAAUGGUAAAUAGAUUACUUUCCCCCCGAAUUUGACAAAAUAAUUGUCACCCCUCAAUCAUCACGAGAGAUCGUCCCCAAGUCAAUUAUUCAUCGUCUCCGAAACCGCCGAAGGACGUCCAGAGCAUCAAGCUGACUAAAAAAUUUCUCCAUCACGAUGUCUCGUUCAACGAGACUUCGUAAGCCCCCAUCGAGAUUCAGAACCGAUGAGCCACCCCCAGAGGCUGAAAAUCCCUCACCAAAUCCACGAAAAGGUAAUCAAAAACCCCAAAAAGACGUCCUAUUGGAAUUACGAUCGCCAGUUUUGCGGGACAGAACGAAUUUAACGGUCGAGUCAUCAAAAACUGUUAUUUCAAAAAAAGGUAUUGGCGAUAAGAGAGUUGACAAUGACCCUGAGACGAGAAUAAACACAAGAGGCUCAACGAAAAAAUCAACAUCAGCACCAGACGAUGAGAAUAAGAAGAAGACAAUUGUCAAAGGACCAACGAGGCCUUCAUCAGUGAUAAAAAAGCAUCCUCCCCCAGUUCCUUCGAGGUCGAGUAAAAAUUCUGGUGUCCAAGUGACCGAGAAAGAGCCUGACGAUGUAGAAAAGCCAAGAAAAAUCCCCACGAGGAUAACACGAAAGGUCUCCAAGGAUCCCCCCAAGAGCAUGAAGCCUUCAUCGAGGGGAGCCUCCCCCAGGAGCACGAAAUCAUCUCCAAGAACUCGACCAGAGGGUCCAGAAGCCCCUGGGAACGUUCCCAGGACGACGAGAUCGAAGACAUCAUCAGCUGCUGGGCCAAAACCCCCAGAUAAGCCAGAGAAAAUCGAGAGAAAGUCAAAACGCCUCACGAAACCAACUGUCAAAUCUCCCCAAAAGCCAGAGAAAAAGUUCUUCAAGAACAAGAGAAAUAUCACCCUGACCCACUCCAAGGUCUCCCCCAUGAAGCGAGGGCUGAGGCUCCCCAGGAGGCCCCUGCGAACGAAAACCUCUCCCUCGAGGAUACGUCAGCCAACCCUAGCCGAGUCCUUCGCAAAAGUCAAGAAGACGUUGAGACCGAGACGAACGGCCAAGAAUUACAACGAGGAGACGAUCGUCGAGAGGAAAAAACCAGAGGCUGGAGGUGAUCACCCAAAGCCACCAGUCUACAAGACCCUGAGUGUCCAGGAGAAUCCCAAGGACAAGGAGGAAAUCUACGAAUUCAGUUUCGAUGCUAAUGACUCCAGUGAACGACUCCAGAGGAAGAGGAAGAAGAGGACUGUGAGGAAGGCACCAGCCAAGAGGGCCAAGAAGAUGAUUGAAGGAGUCGAAAGAAAUCCAGAAGAACUCGUUAAGAAAGUUGAUAAAAAAAUUCCUGUAGGAAUCACUAAAUCUGGUGGUGAAGGUCUCAAAAAAGCUCUUGGGGGUGAGAAAAUUCGUGCUGCUGGAGUUGGAGUCGUACCUGAGGCAGUUGCCACGACCUCCAGGCCUCGGGAUCAAGAAGAAAAGAUUAAGAAAACGAGUGGAAAAAUUCCUGGAGCUGAACCUGGCGUUGAAAUUGGUGAGAAGGGGCUUGAGGGGGGCCCAGGGGUCCUGGGAGAGGCUUCCAGACCCCUGGACAAUCAUCAGAAUGUCCCUGAAGCGUGUCAAAUCCCUGAGGAAGCCCCAGCAUCUCCAGCCCCGUCAUACCCAUCAUCCUCUCGAGGGAAUUCCCCAGCCCCUGAGCACUUCGAGGUGAUUGUGGACGUCCACGUCCCCUCGGACACCCCCUCGGGCACCCCUGGACCCUCGAAAAUCCCCUCGUCGACCCCAAAAACACCAGUUCUCCAGUCCAAAAAGCCCACGAUGUUCUCCAAUGAGAGACUCGAGGGAGACAGAAGGAUCAGCCUGACUUCGACUCCUCUGCACGCCCCCUCGGACUCCACAGGCCCCACCAGUGCCUUCACCAAUCGCCCCUCCACACAGUACAAAACAAUGAUGAAUCACUCGUUGAUCAGAAGAUCAUUCUCCCCAAUCGUUAAGCAAAAUAACGAUAAAGUUGACUGCAAUUUCGAUCCCAGCAGCCCCUGGCGUCCAAUCGCCACGAAUACUUUUUCGAGGGUGAAAAAUGUCUUUCAGAGCACUCCCCAGGGGAAAAAAGUCCUCACGCCUCAUGGAAUUCACUCCUUGACGACGGAAAACAAAAGAGCGAUGGGGAAAAUCAAUAAGAUCGUGGAGGAGAGUGACUCUUCGGUUGUUGAGGCACAGAAUAAGUCACCUAGGAAGUUUGGAACUGUUUUGGGAAACGUCUCGAGCCCUGGGACUGCCAGCCCCAGGAUGUCUGAGGGGAGCUCUGCGGAGGACAAGGAGAAUCAGGUGAGUCCCAGGAAGAGCAAGAGGGUGAGGACGCCCUUGGGGAGUCCCUUGAGACCUCUGGAGAAUGAGAGGAUGAGGGAUGAAGCUUCUGGGGUGGAGAAUGAGAAGGUCGUGAGGGAGGAGAGGGUUCUGAGGCAGUCGAACCUCCAUGGCUUCCUGGGGAUCCCUGAGAUGCCUGCGAGCACGAGCAUCAGCACUGCUCAUGGGAUCUUUGAUGAGGGGGAGGGCAUUGUUCCUGGGAGGAGUGCCAAGAGGCCUGGGGAGCAGUUCAGUGUUGGAAAUGCUUUUGGGUUUGAGGAGGAGAGCUGGGGGGGACAGGAUGAGUCCUCAGGGGCUGCUCCAGGGGCUGAUGUUGCUGGGGAGAUUCUGAAGAAGGUUGAAGCCAAGGAAAAGGGGCAGAAGAAGGUUGAAGGCAAGGAAAGGGUUGAUGUGGAGAACAUUCGGAAGAAAAUUGUGGAGAAGAGGCCUGUGAGGAUGCCCACCAGGCCAGUGCAGAAGGUCGUUGUUGAGGAUUUGGAUAAGAUUGAGAAGGAGAAGGAAAGGGUGGAGGUGAGCAGUGGAGAUGUCAGUGAGGAUGAGGGUGGAGAGAGUGUGGUCAGGAAGGAGACCCACGAGGCCACCAAGAAGGACUUGGUGGAGGCUGGGCACUUCUUGGACACCUUCGAUGCUGAGGAGAGGGAGACCAGCCCUGUGGAGGUGCCUCUGUUCGUUGAUCCUGAACCUGUGCAUUUUAGACAGCCCCCAAGAUAUUCCUAUGGUAAACGUAAAAGAGGUUUCCACCACAACACCUCCGACGAAACCGAGGAUAUUCAUUCCGAGGAAGAGGACGAAGAUCACUUCACACGUAAAACGAAAAAACGUAAAAUGACAAAAGCUGAGAAGGAGCAGCAGAAGAAACUCGACGAAUGGGCAAAGAGUGUCAACCAAACGUUCGAUGAAAUUGAGCAUUUCGAUCUCAUUGUGGAAUGAAAGGACUUUUUUAUCAUCAAACUUAUAAAUUAUAUCGUUUUUCAAAAGUCAGAAUCUCUUUUAUCGAACAGACGAAACCACAUCCAGGCUGUUGUGGACAUUCGCCACUCCGACGUGUACAGAUCACUCGACAUUUCGCUGAUGUACUGUAAGUUUUAUGUUAUGGAAACAAAAUUUAAGUGUAAAAUUAGGAUAAAAAGAGCUUUAUAUGGCCUGAAACUUAUUUUUCUAAUGGCAAUAUUUAAAAUUCUUUAGGGUUGUAAGAACGUGAGGUUUUUCUAUCAGAUUAUAUUAUUAUUCUCGUAUUAUUAUCUUGUGUAUGGCUCCGGUGCAGUUCUUUUGUAUAAAUAUGGUGGAAAUAUAAAGAUUUUUAUGAGAUAA